Molecule: messenger RNA, 8236 nt
Organism: Neoarius graeffei (lesser salmon catfish)
Lineage: Eukaryota; Metazoa; Chordata; Actinopteri; Siluriformes; Ariidae
Gene: plagl2
Product: pleiomorphic adenoma gene-like 2
Exons: 4
Coding region: 366-2120 (584 amino acids)
Biological process (GO): regulation of transcription by RNA polymerase II
Cellular component (GO): nucleus
Molecular function (GO): RNA polymerase II transcription regulatory region sequence-specific DNA binding; DNA-binding transcription factor activity, RNA polymerase II-specific
Source: RefSeq, a predicted model, not a curated record
GAGCGCGCGACUCAGGCCCCGAAAAAAGGCAAAAAUUAUAGAAAAAUUGUGAAAAAAUAUUAAAACAUCCGAUCCAGAGGAGAAAGCCUGGAAAAGGUGUCGUGGGAUCUCCUGCGAACAAUCAAAAUGAGCAGUACCAAUAUCUCCUGGACGCCACCCAUGUCAUUUGGGACUGGGUGAAAGAAAGGGAGAGUGCGCUAUUUUUCUGGAAGUUCUGAACCUCAAGAAGGAUUUUUCAAAGGAGAGACUGCAUAAUCCCGAGAACCCACCCCUUUAAACUCCACCCCCAGGCAGGAUCCAAACAGAGCCUGGAAGGUAGGACAGUCACGGCCGGGGUUCAAUGGCAACGGCACCAUAGUGCUGCCAUGGCAGCAGCUGCCACCGAUGCCCCACACCACAUAACCACACUGACGCCGGAGGACGAGGACCGACGAGCUGCCCCCAAACUGUUUGGAGGUCCAGCUCAAGCGAGGACGGACAGUGAGAAAGAGAAGGAGACAGAGAAGGAGGAAAGCGGCAACGAGUGUUUGGUGUGUGGCACCCUCUUCAGCUCACAGGAUAAGCUUCAAAUCCACACAUUCAGUCACACAGGGGAGAAACCUUUCCACUGUUCCCAGCCCCACUGCCACAAGGCCUUCAGCUCCAAGUAUAAGCUCUACAGGCAUAUGGCCACACACUCCCCACAGAAGACCCACCAGUGCUCAUUCUGUGAAAAGAUGUUCCACCGGAAAGAUCAUCUGAAAAAUCACCUGCAGACCCAUGACCCCAACAAAGAAGCUUUUAAGUGUGAGGAGUGUGGCAAGCACUAUAACACAAAGCUAGGCUACAAGCGCCAUGUGGCCAUGCACUCUGCCACAGCAGGAGACCUGACCUGCAAGGUAUGCUUGCAGAGCUACGAGAGCACUCCUGCCCUCUUGGAUCACCUCAAGAGCCAUUCUGGCAAGUCUUCAGGUGGCACCAAGGAGAAGAAACACCCAUGCGAUCACUGUGAUCGCCGCUUCUACACCCGCAAGGAUGUCCGUCGACACAUGGUAGUGCACACGGGUCGCAAAGAUUUUCUGUGCCAGUACUGUGCCCAGCGCUUUGGAAGAAAGGACCACCUCACACGACAUGUGAAGAAGAGCCAUUCACAGGAGCUGCUGAAGAUCAAGACAGAGCCUCCAGAUAUGCUGGCUCUGCUUGGCUCUGGCUCGCCAACUUGUGCUGUGAAGGAAGAGCUCAGUCCUAUGAUGUGUAGCAUGGGCCCCAACAAGGACUCCAUGAUGACCAAACCUUUCCGCAGUGGCACACCUUUUUCUAUGGGCAUGUACAACCCACACCACCUCCAGGCCAUGUCCAGCCCAGGAAUGGGCCACCAUCACUCCUUGGUUCCUGGGUCACUGUCUGCUGCUAUGGGUAUGGGUUGCUCCAUGGAGCCUCCUUCAGCCUUGCACCACCAUCAUCCACAUCACCACCACCACCACCACCCACACCAUCCUUCCCCUCCACCUCCACCACACCAACAACAGACUCCACUGCAACCCCAACCCCAGCAGCAGCAUUCCCAACCUCCCAAGUACCAGCUCGGAUCUACCUCAUACUUGCUGGAUAAGCCCCUAAAGGUGGAGAUGGAGAGUUACUUGAUGGAUCUGCAGAGUGGCUUGCCAGUCCCACCCCCACCUUCGGCUGAUCCCCAUUCAGCUGCCUCACCUAAUAAAGAUGGUCUGGAGCCACCACCCAGUUUAACGGAUGAGCUGUGUGGGGAUCCACUCCUAUCUAAAAGCCCUGCCGUCAUUGCUGAAUCUCUGUGUGCUGCUAACAUGGACUUCUCCCAUUUACUGGGCUUCUUUCCGCUAAACCUGCCUCCCUAUAGCACCCCCAUGAGUUCGGGAGGCCUGGUGAUGGGUUACUCCACCUCCACUGCCUCUUCUUCCUCAUCGUCAGCGUCUUCGCAUGCUGCCGACUCUCAUGCUGCCACAGCAACAGCCUCAGUGCCUCUUACCUCUUUGCAACCUCAACCUCAGGAGCAAUCAGGCUCCAGUGGAGGUCUUGGUCUUGGGCCCCUACACCCACUCCCACCAGUGUUUAGCUCCAGCCUUAGUACGACCACCUUGCCUCGCUUCCAUCAAGCCUUUCAAUGAGGCUCCCACCCCACCCUGGCCUGUCACAGGCUGAGACAACUGAGGUGGCCCAGGGAAGAGGGGCUUUAGGGCUCCCUCUAGGGGUGGGAGAAUGAAACACUUGAACACAUAGAAGCCUUAACUGAAGCGCACAAAUGCUUUCAAAUGAGCCUGGAGAAAACCAUUUAUUUUCAAAAAGGAAGUAAAACAUGGGGGGGGGAUAAGAAUACCGUGGAGCUUUUAUUUAGGCUUUUCCAUCUAUAUUUUAGUUAAAACCUUUCCUUCAACCCUUGUCUCACCAAUUCCUAGUUAGGAGGCAGCAUCAGCAGGCCUUUAAGGCAUGGUACCGCAUACUUUAUAAAGUAAUAAUAUGAUUUGGAGAAAGGCAAAGGAUAGUGUAUAAAAAAAUGUCUUAAAUGUUUUUUAAGUCUCUGAAAGAAUAGUUUGAAGUUAAGCUUUUUUUUUUUGCUUUUACAAAUAUGAGACUUAACUUAUAUUGUCUCUAUUCUAUUAAAAAGUCAGGUAUCACUUAUUCGCCCUUAAACUAAAACUUCUUUGGCAGCCAGGAGAGAAAAAUUAGUGGAAGAAUGAAGUUGUGGGGUUGCAUAAAAAAAAAUAUCUCUCCUCUUUCACAGCCAAAAAGCAAAUUCAUUAUAAAAUUAUAUUAAAAACGUCCCUGUAAAAAAUGUAUUAGUCCCAGUUGUUUAGAUCUUCCACCCCCAGUAUAUGACAUACUUUAACAUUUAUACAACACACUUUUGUAUAAACAAGUUGCCCCAUAUAAAUGCACACUGCUCUUCUGAAAGGUAUUUAUUGAAAUACAGAGAUUGUGUGCAAGAGUUACUCGUAUAGAAGCAACAUAAGGGAUACAAUAAAAGGAAGAAGGCAAGAAAGGCAGCAAAAAAACAACAAAAAACUGCACAAUUUUACAAUCCUGCUUUUAUACACUGUGACCAUUCAGCUCCAAGGACAGAUAAAAGGAUAAUGUAAAAACCGUACAGGUUUAUGUUAGUCAAAGGAAGCACUUUGUUUACAGCAGAAGGCACUUGACCUUUCUGGGUUCCCAUGGUGACCAGCUGACCCUCAGUUCCCUACUUCCUGACCCAAUGUACCUUUUUCUUCCCCGCCAAGCUUCUUUCACACAACCACGUCAAGUAUAUUUAAAAUAUUCUCAAGUAUUUAAAUCAUGAAAGCGCUUCAUUUGGUUUCCUUCUUCCUUCCAGCACUAAUUUUAAUAUCUCCAUGGCAAAAGUUUUAUUACCUCCAGUUCCUGCCCACCUCAUUCUAAUAUGUAUGUUAGAAAACACAAAGACUUCAGGCAGGCUAAUAGAGUUAAUAGUUAACUGGUAAUAAUCACCCUGACAUAUGUGAAUAGAAACGAAAUGACAAGAUAGGGAAAAUAUCUACAAGAGUAUUUUUGCAGUGUACGAAAUACCACAUCGAAAAGAAAAUAUAUAAUUGCUUUUAUUUUAGUAAAAUGUACUUUAGAUAGACGUAUUAAAAAUUGCUGAUGGAAUUUUUACAAAAAAAAAAACAAAAACAAAAAAAUAAGUCAGGUUUACAUAAGUAUGUAUGUAACCUUGGUCAAAAAAUGGAUGAAGUAAUUGCUUUUCAUUAUAGUCUUCCCUGUACUAUUUUAUUUGUUCUUUUUUUUUUUUUUUGGUAUAUGGGUCAAAGGAUUAUAUUUUGACCCAGGUGUAAUAGACUAUAAGUAGAAUAAUCAAGUAGAAUGAACUACUCUUUAAUCUUUAGUGUUAUGUAGAGAGGCCCGUAAUGUGACCCAAGUUUGAUCAGAAUUAUUCUCUUUCAGUAUUGGAACAGACCCGACAGAUGUCUUUAGUGUGGCUCGCAUCCUGUGGUCCCAAGACUAUUAUACUUAUCAAUUUAUUGCCCAGGAGAGCAUAGCAAAAUCCUAAAUCAAAUUAAUCAGCGCACUACAAAAUGAUGUGCUAAUAAUUUUGUCAAAAAAAAACCAAAACCCAAUAUAUUUAACAGGUUAUUCAAUGAAAUCGAGUCGUACAUGAGCUGAUAGCUGACAUUCACUGGAUUUUGAGAAACGGAGCAUUUUAUUUUUUGCAAAUUCACUAAACGCUUUAUACAAAACGUCCUACAAAAUCAUUUCUGCUUCGAAUUGGCGGUGGCUGUCCAUCACUAACGAUGAUGACCGCUUCAUUAGGAUGCGCAGAAACGUAGAUGGGCCGCGAGACCCGUACCAGAGCGACAGAGUCGUCUGCAGCGGUGGCAUCAACAGCCUAGUUGAGCUGCUAUGGAAUGUCUGGUUUUGUGAGCUCUCAUAUUCUCCCCUUGACGCUUGUUUUCAGGUGCAGACACUGAGCUUUUAACUAUGCUUCGCCAUGUUGCUCUAUCCGAGGCAUCCCUUUCCCACGUCUGAUCGAUAAUUCCGGCAUUCUUCAUGUUCCUCUUCAAGACGUCUUUGUACCUCAGUUUCUGUCCUCCUCGUCUCAGUCCUUCGUAAAAAAAAAAAAAAAAUAGCUUUGGGAAGUCGCGUGUCAGUCAUGCGCCAGAUGUGUCCAGCCCAACGAAGUUGGGAGGCUGUGAUAGUGCCUUGCACAGUAAGGUAAGACAAACGAUGUCAUGCCCCCCCAUCGUGUUGUCUCUCUGGACCUCCAGACCUGAUGCCAAGUGGUGCACAAAAAGUGCCACAGAUCUGACGGGUAUGGAAGUUGCCCCGCAGUGACAACUGACUUGCUGAGUGAUGCCAUCUGUUGGCCAUUUGAAUGGCUUUUCCACAUGCCAUCUGGUGGUGUGCCAUUGACCCUUUUGGGUUCAUCUGCCACAUUGCACCGAAAAGCGCCCUGCUGCCAGCGCCUUAUUGGUGAUGUACUAUUUAACCCAUAGCUGGAACCCAAGCAGGGUCAGAGCGGACCUGGGGUGCAACGAUAUUUAAGGGGCAACUCCACUUUCCCCCAAUACUCAAGUUCUCCUGGACCGGAGACUCACCACCGGUUGCAGUUUAAAGUCAUACCCAAAACUAAUCCGCUUAGAAUGUAAUGUAAACAAACUGGCGAAAUGACAGUCGCAAUUUGUGAAAAAUGCUAUAAUAAUUCUUGGGAAAAAAAAAUAGGUUUACCAUCAGAUAUUUUCAUUCCAUGGUUUUUUUUUUUGUAUUUUUGGGGUUUUGUUUUCGUGCAGAGUUUUUAUUUCAUCCUCGGCUGGUUCAGCAACACGCUGCGCCAUUUUGUUUUUCUCUACUCACGGUAUACGAACUGACAUCCUAAGUAGAGUAGCCAAUCAGAGCGCGCGAUUGCUCACAUCCAGUGAAUGCGUGUAAAACAAAAACCGAUGUGUUCGAAAGAGCGGCAAACGGAUUCCUAUAAAACGCUGCUGAUGAAGGUGCCGUUUUCUCCACCGAGGUAGUGCAGAAAUCCACCUUAAAUAAAAGCCCGUGACAAAUGAUCAGACUAUAAAUGAAUAGACUUUGCCCAUUCCUAGCCUUCUAGUAAAUGCGAAGGUCAAGUUGAAAGAAUGAAAUUGCUCAAACGCGAGGCCACACCACAAAAUGAAUCUGAGAAAGUUAUGAUGCUGCUUUAGCGCUAUGGUUGGCAACAGUCAUAGACCACUUCUGCAGAAAUCCUCCUGCAGAGCUCUUUAAACUGAAUACGUGAACUGUCUGUCCAUUUCUGUUCUCCUUUAACAGCUGCUUCUUCAAUUCAAAUGAACAUUUUUAUCAAAGGGUCUGAAGAAAGACAAAAUACCCAGAACAAAUAAGUCACCAGACUGGUCUUUGACAUUCAAAGCAUGGGACAGUUGAUUGGGAUAUUGCCUAGUCGUUUGUUGUCAUAUAUAUAUAUAUAUAUAUAUAUAUAUAUAUAUUCUGUUUGUUGAAACAGGACCUCAAAACAACACAACACAUCACCUCAUUUAACUUUAUUAUACUUUUUUUUUCAUACCAAAAACCUGGGGAGAAGAAACAUCGUUUUUUGCACAAUUGCUAAAUAAAAAGCUAAUAUUGAGAUUUUAUUUUUUAUUUUUGCAUAUACUGUGAGCUGUAAGAGCGAUCGCUACGACUGGAAGGUUUUGACUGAAAAGAAGAAGAAGAAAGCCAAAUAUGCAUUUGAAUUCCCCCCCCGCCCCGCCCUUACAUUCCUGCAUUUACAAUUGGAUAGUGUGAAAUCUUGUUUCAAAUUUUAAAAAGACAACUUUGUGUUUGGAUUGCAUCAGCAAAAAGAGUUUUUUUUGUUAUUUUUUAAAGCAUUUAUUCCCCUUUCUAUCACUUUAUUGGUGAUUGGUGAACGGAGGAAAAAAAAAAUAUAUUUGACAAGCACUUUGAAAUAUAAAAAGUUUUUUUUUUUAAACAUUUAAAUGUCCUAAAAGUCACAUUAAUGUGUAGGAAAAAUGACCGUUAACAAUCCUAAACAGGUCUAAAACUGCAUAGGCAGUAUAAGUCGUAAAGCUAAGCAAAGCUAUGCAUUUUUCUUAAGAAAGAAAGAAGUGUGAUUUUAAGAAAACAUGAGAAAAAUAUUCACCAACAAGCUAUUGGCAACUUCUGAGUUUGUCCUCCCCGGGUUUUCUGUGAGCUGAUCUGAAUUCUAGCACUUUUAAACCUUUGAAGAGAGUAUUUUUUUUUUCCUUGAAAUAUCAGCCUUAUAUGUCUGUAUGAUGAUUUUUUUUUUUUAAAUUUUGUAUUUGACCUUGUACAUGUAUGUGCCAUUAGUUCAAUGUGUAGAAUUUAUUAAUCUAUAUGUAAUUUUUCCCCUCCUCUUCCAAAGGAGUAACAGUAUUUUUUUUGAUAGACUAACUAAUAUUUGCUGCAUUUUGCCCCACCUCUUCUUUCUUUGCGGAUUUUAGGAACAGCAAACGUGCUUGUGCUUAGCUUAUCUCUGAAGCCCUUGCUGUAAAAGUCAGUUUAACACAAUUCAAAGCUGCAACUUGCUAUUUCUGAAAAAAAGAAGGGAGCGAGUGAGAGAACAAAACAUCAGUUCCUGUCACAAGCUAUUUUUUUAAAAUCAGCUAAAUAUUACAGAAGUGACAGAUUUAUUUUUAUAACAUUUAUUACCGGAUUGAGUGAACCCUGUGUACAAAGAUAUAAGCACAAACCAGGGUGGAGCUCGGAUGUCAGGGGGAUUUUGGCAAAGACGGUGAUGCGUAGUCGAGUUCCUGACAGAGGCAUUCAAGCAGUGCAGCAUUUGUAUCUCGUCGUCAGUUGUACUCGAGGUAAAGAGGAAGCUUCAAAAAGGCGAAAGAUUUUUUUUUUCCAGGCCAAUCUCUCAGAUGUGCUUCUGCGCCCUUUUAAAAAGAGGCCUCUCACCCACUGAGAACUUUUAGCCAAUAUCCAAGUAUACUUAAGGGAGAAAAAAAAAAACCCAACAACAAAAAACCUCAAGCGGCUCCACUUUUAGUCACCUGCGAUAGUUCAGAGUCCAUUGGAAGAGAGGAAAAACAAAACAAAACUGUGUUGUGCUGAAGGGAAAGUUUUUGAUUUCCAGUUUGAUACCCUCUCUAUAAUCAUGUAUCCUGACUUCCUUUGAUUUAAAAAAAAAAAAAGUCCUUUAUCUCCAUUGCACCUACUAGGGAUGCACUUAUCUUAUUUCUCCCAACAUGCGUAGGUGUCUAAGCUAUUAAAAAGAAAUUAUUAAAAUAUCACUGAUGUAAGGACGAAAAAAAAAAUUACGAUCCGACUUAAGGAAAGAAAGACGUUACUUUCUUGAAGAGAAAAAUAUGCUGUCUGUCAAAAGAGACAUCAAAUUGUAGUUGCAUUUAUUUUAGCUUAAUGUAAGUCUUGCAUUCCAAGCUCUUUAUGUAUCUUGUUUAGCAACAUAGUCCUCUUAUCUUUAGUAUUUGUUUAUUACUGCCACCCCGGGAAAGGGAAAAAAAAAAAAAAAGGCGAAAGAACAAAAAUGGGACAUUUUCAUUUCAUCCUUACACUAUUUUAUAUAGCAUGGGAUUUAUCAGCUACAGGGAGAAUUGUAUUAAAAAAAAAAAAAGUAUAUGACAACCAGUCCACUUUGUAUCACCUACAAUCAGUUGCUGCAAUGUAAAGAGACAGAUAUGUAUAUUGGUUGAUCCAAAGAGAUGACAUUACAACGAAACCUAUUUACUUAUUGUACAGAGCAUUGUACCUUUUGACUUGUAAUGUAUGAUGUUAAAAUCAUUAAAAAGACAAACCCACGGUUUUA